UCAACAUGACCGUGCCAUAGUCUAGUCCCAUGUGCCAACAUGUGGCCUAGUAAGCAGUUCCUCGGAUCUAUUGGUUGAGAAACCAUCGAAUCCACCAAACUGAGACCUAGGCACAUAAUCCAGAUGACGAUAGACCAGCUUGUCUUACCACCAGCUACGCUAACGAAUCUUGAGCCAUGGUGUAGGUAAACACUGAUCGGGGAGCCGACUCUAGAGAGGGACCUCUAACGCAUGGAAGCUUCUCAUUUAAAGCUUGAGAUCCAAGAGCGAAGGAAAUUUGUUCAGCAACUUCCAUUUCUCUCCUUUGUGUUUGCUCUGUUCCCCCUCAGAGACUAUGCAUUCCUUCACUCUCUAUGCGAUUGGUAUCGCGCUGUUCGGGUGGGCUUUGUACAGCUUCACUCAGGCAAUCUCUAGGAGAAAUGCAAAGUACAACCCUCGUGGUUUACCUGGCCCGACUUUGAUACCAUGGGUUGGUCGCAUUCAUGAUCUUCCUAUCGAGUAUAUGUGGCUCAAGUUCAAGGAAUGGGCAGACAUCUAUGGUCCCAUCUAUAGGACCAAGAUGCUUGGUGCCAACUUCAUCAUCAUCUCAGAUGAGUCGGUUGCCGAAGAUAUCUUGGUCAGGAGAGGAAAGAUCAAUUCAGACAGACCUGAGAUUCGAUCAUUGUUUGACGCCAAGAGUACACAUGGCUCUAUGGAGUAUCUUCCCUUGAUGGGAAGAAACCAAUACUGGGCACGUCAAAGGAAGUUCACUCACUCUCAACUCACUGAAGCCACAAACGCGCGCUACUAUGGUAUCAUGGAAUUCGAAGUCAAGCGCUGGCUGAACCUUCUCGUCCAUGAGCCUGAUAACUUCUACUUCUCCCUGGAAGACAUGGCAUCGAAGAUCAUGUCGCAACUAGUCUGGGACGAUCACACCGUCAGCACUGCUCUCACCCCCAGCGCAUGGGGGCUGCUCACCCAAAUGUCUCCCGCCGGCCCCAUCACCAACGUCCUAACACCACUGUGGGACCUCCCCUUCUACAUGAACCCCUGGAAGAUAGCCGAGCGAAAGCGUCAUGAUGAACAACAAGCCUGGUUCAUGGAACGUCUCGUUGCCAUUCGUCGCAAGAUGGAGAAGGGCAAACAGCGUCCCUGCGUCACUCGUACAUACCUCGAAACCGCAGCAAAGUCAAACAUCUCCGGCGAUUACGAGGCUUCCUGCGUGAUCGGCAUGAUGGCUUUGGUCGGUAUCUUCACCGUCGUAGGCCCUCUUUCAUACUUCCUCGUCUCCAUGGUGCACCACCCGCAGUGGCAGAAGAAGUGCCAAGAGGAGAUUGACCGCGUCUGCGAAGGCAGACUUCCCGUUCUAGAGGAUAUGCCGAACCUUCCUGUACUUCGCGCUUGUAUCAAAGAAACUAUGCGCUGGAGACCAAACGUUCCCACCGGCGUCGCACACGAAAGCGAAGCAGAUGAUUGGUACGGAGAUUACUUCAUCCCCAAAGGCUCCCGUCUGCUUCCCCUCGACUACGCCUUCCUCCGCAACCCCGUCAAGUAUCCCGACCCCGAGACCUUCCGUCCCGAACGCUGGCUCGAGAGCGGGUGGCCGACCUUCCAAGAACCUCUCACAAAGUACCCUUCCAUCAAAGGCAUGACAUCGUUCGGCUGGGGCCAGCGCCAAUGCCUUGGCAUGUCACUUACACAAGACGAGACUGUCGUUGCGUGUGGUGGUUUGCUGUGGGCGUUCAACCUUAAGAAGAAGAUCGAUCCCAAGACUGGCAAGGAGUUGCCUGUGCCUACUGAUAAGUCGAAUUCGCUGCUGAUUGUCAAGCCUGAUCCUUUCAUGAUGGCUUUUGAGCCGAGGAGCGAGGCCAGGAAGGAGCAGGUCAUCUCGGAAUGGAACGUGGCUCAGGCAAAGGAUACUGCGGAGCGAGCUGCUUUUUUGCGCAAUGCGGAGAAGAAGGAGGCGUUGAUUUAGACUUGGUUGUUUGAUUCCCACUUGGUAUAGUUGUAGUUGUAGUAGUGCUCCCCCGCUUUGUUUUGAGUCAGUGGCAUAUUCACGCCUUUUCUUUUGUUUAUGGAGGUUGAGCGGUUGGUGGUGUUGAAUACCUUUGGUUACCCCUAUGUUAGUUCGACAGUACAGUUGUGAUACACUCUAAUACAAAAUAAGAACAUCUUGGAUAUGGCUCUUCCCACUGAACUUCAGGCAUGCGGUGUUGUAGCUCACACACACCCCUCUUGAUCCCCUUUCCCUUUCGUCUUUCACCAUCCAACAAUUCAUACCAACUACAAGUUCGCCAAUUAUGAAUCAGCAAAGCACAACCACAAAAGCCCAAACUGUCUCACCUCUCCACUCCCUUUUGCCUCCUAUGUCCUAUCUCCCGCUACCUCUUUCCCCCUUAUCCAUCUCCUGAUCCUAAUCUCGAAUAACCUCAACCCAUAGAACAUUUCAGGAAUCUUUUUUUUUUUUGAGUUGGAGUUUAGGUGAUCCUACACACAGCGAUGGGUUACAACGAGGAAAAUACCAUAAUAACGAGCGAUUACCAGAAAGACCAUAUUUCAGGAAUCUCCCAAUGAAAGCUACCAUAUGCUCAUUUUUUAUUCCCUAUUCUUCUCUUAUCAACACGACUACACCAACACGGUAUAGGAACAACACAGAUCAAAGCACGUUCCC
Molecule: messenger RNA, 2650 nt
Organism: Periconia digitata
Lineage: Eukaryota; Fungi; Ascomycota; Dothideomycetes; Pleosporales; Periconiaceae
Source: the annotation of a GenBank genome assembly